AUGAACAUUGUCUCCACUUCCCCUCCACCCAACUAUGACGAGGUUAUAGAAGCAUUUAUCAGCCUAAACCAGGAAGAUGCGUCAAGAAUCUCUGAAAAAUGGGUAAGGUCCCUCAUUGUAAAGGCAAUAGGGAAGUCCUUCUCAACUGAAUAUUUGAAGUCAUCUCUUCAGAGAAUCUGGAAAAUCACUCCACCCCUGCAAUUCAUAGCAUUAGGGAAAGGUUUUUACAAUGUCACGAUACCCUCGGAGGAGGCAAGAGAAGGUAUCCUCUCGAAGGGACCGUGGUUUGUUGCAGGCCAUAUGCUCUUUGUCCAACCUUGGACACCAGGCUUUAAACCAUCGCAAGCGGUUAUUUCAAAAGCUCCAGUGUGGGUCUCACUGCUGGAAUUACCAAUAGAAUUCCACACCAAACCAAUUCUGCACCGAAUUGCGAAUGAAAUUGGGGCCUUUAUCAGAACAGACAUGAACGCAAUUGAGCAAAACAGGGUAAGCUCCAUUGUCCAUGGAGAAGAAAGAUGCCCCCAGAAAAGAACAAACAGAGAGAUAACCAAGAACGGCGGGAGUACAGGGGAUGCUGAUGAUGACAAAAAUUUAGGGCAAGACGUGUCACAAGCAGAAAGGGUUGAUAGAGAGGAAGAAGGGGAAGGCCCUUGGAUCCAUGUUUCAAAAAAGGCGACAGCGGGAAGUAAGAAAGGUGAAAGAAAAAAGGCUCCAAGAAACAAGAAAGCUGAUUCGAAGCUUGCUGCAGAAGGCAAUGUUGGAGAGAAAGGGGAGAAAAGACAAAACCACAACGGACAAAAGAAAAAACCAAAUGGUCCAACAGGGAGGUAUACAAUUUUAGUCCAAAAUGUUACUAACAAAUUAUCAGCCCAGCUGAGGAAGAAGGAUCUCACCAAAGCCCAAAACAAGAAGCCCAGUAAUGAAGUGGACCCAAACACCAAAGAUACACGGAAAACCCAAACGGCUAGCAUUGAUACCCCAACUCCAAAAAUUAAGUCACCGCCAUCUAAACCAAUCAAAAGCCACCCUUCAAAGACAAUCCAAACCGUCCAUUUAUCACCCCCCCCCCCCAGCAAACCACAGUCGUUCGAUCGCAACCUUUCACCUUCUCCUCAACAGUAA
Messenger RNA from Spinacia oleracea (spinach), 1122 nucleotides. RefSeq lists its product as uncharacterized. The coding region runs from base 1 to 1122 and encodes 373 amino acids. The record is from RefSeq and is a predicted model, not a curated record. The transcript has 2 exons. Lineage: Eukaryota; Viridiplantae; Streptophyta; Magnoliopsida; Caryophyllales; Amaranthaceae.